AUACCGAAAAUAUCAUCAAUAAAAUAUUACGCUGUUGCUAAAGGAAGAAAAACUGGAAUUUUUCUAUCAUGGAAAGAAUGUGAAGAAUAUGUAAAAGGAUGCCCUGGAGCUUUGUAUAAAUCAUUUUAUACAAAGAUCGAGGCUCAAGAUUUUAUAGAUCAACAAAAUAUCAAAGUUAAAGACAAAUUAAAUAUUUGGACUGAUGAAUUCUGUAAAAAAAAUAGAUUAUCAGAUGCUAUUGGAGGUAUUGGAGUAUUUUUUAAAGAUAAAGAUCCGAGAAACUUGUCUGAACGACUUCUAGGUGAACAACAAACUAACAAUCAUGCAGAAAUAUAUGCAGCAAUCAGAGCUCUCGAAAUAUGUGACAAAAAUGAAAAUUUAAUAAUUAAUACUGAUAGUUUCUAUGUUAUUAAUUCUCAUAAUGUUAAAAAACCCAAAAAAAUUUUUGAUUUAGUUAAUAGAUUUAACGAUUUAAUCAAAGAGCGUUCAAAAAAAAAAUUUACUAGAUUAGAAAUACCAACAUCCAAAAGAUUAAUCGAUCAUUAUUUUAUCAAGAAAUCAGUUGAUAACUCAGAAAACUCAUGUGAUUCUUAUAUUGAUGAAUUUAUUCGUAUAUUACAAAUCUUAGAGGUAGAUAAAGACGAAG
Racocetra persica is the source of this 646-nucleotide messenger RNA. Lineage: Eukaryota; Fungi; Glomeromycota; Glomeromycetes; Diversisporales; Gigasporaceae. The record is from the annotation of a GenBank genome assembly.